Molecule: messenger RNA, 1433 nt
Organism: Solenopsis invicta (red fire ant)
Lineage: Eukaryota; Metazoa; Arthropoda; Insecta; Hymenoptera; Formicidae
Product: acyl-CoA Delta(11) desaturase-like
Exons: 6
Coding region: 573-1358 (261 amino acids)
Biological process (GO): unsaturated fatty acid biosynthetic process
Cellular component (GO): endoplasmic reticulum membrane
Molecular function (GO): stearoyl-CoA 9-desaturase activity; iron ion binding
Source: RefSeq, a predicted model, not a curated record
UAUUAUACAAAGAGAAAAUUUAACUUAUGAGAAGAAAAACUGUUAGUAAAACUUUAUUUUUAUUGCAUUUUAUGAGUAAGAAAACGAUAAUCAUUGUAUGAUUAAAUAUAACAUGUUAUCUUUGAUUUUGAUAUUUUGAUUUUUUUCUGAUAUUUUCUGAUUUUUAUUUGCAUUCAUUACUUUAAAAUUGUCAAUGAAGUCACGCGAUUUUAGCCAACAAAUCGCAGCAAAGAGCUUCUGCGCAUGCAUUUCGAUGGUACAUGGUUCUCCAUGCCGUAACGAUCAUCAUGACUCGUCAUUGUAACAGUCCAGUGUAGUUGAGCCAGUUGAGUGUAGUGGUCAUGGUCAGUGGUAGUGGUGUAAUACUUUGCAAGUGCCGUGUUCUUAUAUGUAAUAUUUUUACAUUGAAUUGGAGUAUUUUGCAUAAUAUCAUAUCUCCGUGGAUAAAAAAACCUCAGGAAAUUGUGGAAUAAUAUUGCUAAACAUUGGAAACAAUACGAGAGCAAGCAUUUCAUAUUUUAUUGUUGACAGACCUCGCAUAUUUUAUUUUAUAAGUUCUCUCGAAGAGGUGUAUGGACGACUGUGUAACAAUGGCGUUAAAACCACAAGUAAAUAAGGAACUUGAAGAAAAAUCGAAAUUCAAUAGAUCAAUAGUAUGGCGUAAUGUAAUUAUUUUAUCGUUGCUACAUCUUGGUGCCCUGGCUGGACUUUACCUCUCAUUUACAUCGGUGAAAUAUAUGACUAUUCUUUUCGCAAUUUUUUUAUACGAAUUUAGUCUUUUGGGAAUCUCAGUUGGGGCUCAUCGACUUUGGUCCCAUCGAUCCUACAAAGCCAAGUGGCCUCUCCAAUUGCUGCUAGCAUUCAUGAACACUGUAGCUUUUCAAGUAGGUGUGUUCAAUGAGUUACAUUUCGUCAAUAAUGGCAACGAUUUAAAAAGUUACUUUUAUCGUUACUUUAUUCAGGAUUCCGUGAUUGUAUGGGCCAAGGACCAUAGGGUACACCAUAAAUUUAGUGAUACUGACGCCGACCCACAUAACCCCAACGUCGGAUUUUUUUUUUCCCAUAUAGGCUGGCUGCUUUGCAAAAAACAUCCCGACGUCACAAAAAAAGAUAAAACCAUUGAUAUUUCUGAUCUGGAGAGCAAUGCAAUACUAGCUUUUCAAAAAAAAUAUUAUACGAUAUUGGUGAUAUUGCUCUGCUUUGUUUUGCCAACCGUUAUCCCGGUCGUAUUUUGGGAAGAAAAAUGGCUAAACGCCUACUUAAUCCCCGGCGUUCUUCGUCAUAUUUUGCUACUAAAUGUAGCUUUAAUGAUUAACUCAAUAGGCCACAGAUAUGGUUAUAAACCAUAUGACAAGUAAGUAUCAAUCAAUUCAUAGUCUUAUAUAGCCGAAUAUACUUUUAAAUCAAAUUUUGUACGUAAUCAGUAUUUAAUU